GCCUUCCGAGUCAGACCAACUUCAGACACCCUCCUAAAACGCCCAUAGGUUCAGCGAUUAUUGUCUCGCAAAGGCAAUGUCAACUAAUGGGUAAGCUGAAUCUUAAACGCACUCCCGCUGAGGAGGCCGAGCGGGCUCUCUGCAAAGCUCGAAAAGCCGCAAAGAAGGCGACGAAGCGGUCACAUCUGUCUGAGGAAUCGAGCGAGCAUAGAGAGUCUGGUUCUAAACGGAGACGCCGAGGAGAGGUAAUUGAUUCUGAUCUUGACGAAGAUUUCUAUGGCCCUCCGCCUCCCCCAUCGCUGUCGUCCGCGCACAAACCUGAUUAUGACACUAUUCUUUCCGAGUUGGAAGACACUCGCUUCAGGGAGAAAAUGUGGGACGCUCUACGGGAUGAUGAACGGUUGGAUGGUAUAGACGCUAGAUUUAACGAUUACGCCCAUGUCCCCGAUAGAUGGCGAGCAAACGGAGCCAGCGGUGGAAGCCCUGCGGACCAAAUGGAUAUGGAUCCGCGGUUCAUGGAUGAUGACGCGUACGCUGAGUGGAUUCGAGAUGGGAUGUGGAGGUUUGUCUCUCAGCUGCGAGUAGUUCCUUGCAGUUGCAUUGAGUGUCCCCAUCAUAGGCGAAAGCACGCGCGACAAUACGAAGAGGAAGCACACAAGAAGGCGGAAAAGGCAGCUCGUAGCGCUAGGAAGAAGGAAAUGAAAGCAGAAACGGCCAAACUCGAAAAGGCUGCGGAAGAGCGAAGAAAAGAAAAGAAAAGAGAAAGGGAAAGCCGACGAGAGGAGAAUGCUCGAGCAGAGUAUGACAGAAAGUGGAAGGAUCUCUUGGAUCCCAAUGCUCGGCAUGGCUCUCCGCUUUCCUUCGGAGACAUUCCGUGGCCACUAUUUGUGCCCAUGGUACACUCAGAUACCGCUCAUUCAGACCCAUUCUCGAUCACAUUGGAACACUUCACAACGACAGCAAUAUCUGCAUUCCUGAUACCACUUUCUACAAUUUCUGCGCUCGCUCAGGACGUUGGUAUUUCUCUCCCCACUCAACAUCAUGACAAGAAGGAAAAGAAAGAGAAACUACGGGAGACAAUGCUACGGUUUCAUCCGGACAAGUUUGAAGGACGGGUCAUGCGGAGGGUCAUCGAGACGGACAAAGAUAGAGUAAAGGAGGCUGUGGGUCAGGUGGCUCGAGUUCUCAAUACUCUCAUGGAGGAAUAGAUCGAAGGUCUGAGAUGUAGGAAUGGAUUGAUGGUAUAGUUGUUCGAGACCUGAAGUUUGAACUGAGAAAUCGCAACUUCUCACACGAGGCAAGCUAUGUUACUUCAAGAAGUUCGCAUGUCGAGUAGGUCCCCGUUGUACUGUCAGAUUUGUAAGAGUGAAUAUCGGCAAGUCUGCCGGUUAACAUCCGACUUCACUUGCUGGCUCUCGCGGUUUUUUUUUCAGAAGAGAGGAGCAAGUGCACAUGUUGUGUCGCAUUUAUUUCGCACACGGGCGCCUUGGAUUUCUCUCAAAUACCCCCUUACUCGUG
Molecule: messenger RNA, 1518 nt
Organism: Suillus clintonianus
Lineage: Eukaryota; Fungi; Basidiomycota; Agaricomycetes; Boletales; Suillaceae
Exons: 2
Coding region: 87-1208 (373 amino acids)
Biological process (GO): canonical NF-kappaB signal transduction
Source: RefSeq, a predicted model, not a curated record